AUGGAGAGGAUGCAGAAGUUGUUCGGCAACCCGGAGAAGCUCUCAGUCAAGGACAUGGCGGACAAGUACCACCUGACACAGAACGUGCCCUACUGGCAGACUGAUGAGGCGCAUGCCUGGAUGCAGAGCAUGCGGGACAAGCCGGAGGCGCAAGAGGAGCUGCCGGUCAUUGAGGGGGCGUUGGAGGGCGUGAAGGCGCUGCAGGAGGAUGGAGUUGCACUGCUCGGCUACCUCACUGUCCGCCCGCAGUCUGUCGUCUCCUCCACGAGGAAGUGGCUCCUGGCCCAGGGAUUUCCUGACCUGCCGAUUGUUGCCAAACCAGAUGAUGUUUCUUUUAGCAACGGUAACAAAUGGAAGGGAGAAGCUCUUCGAUUUCUUUACCCUGAGGUGUGGGGGAUCGUCGACGACAACCCCAAGGUGCCCUUGGAGGCAGGAAGCAGCUACGAGGGGACCGUCUUCUUGUUUGCACAUGACGCUUGCAAGGAAGGAUAUGAACAUGCGAUCCCGUGCAAGACAUGGAAGGAGGUAGUGGAGGAAGUGAAGAAGAGGAGAAAGUAG
This is a messenger RNA of Guillardia theta CCMP2712, 558 nucleotides long. RefSeq lists its product as hypothetical. Lineage: Eukaryota; Cryptophyceae; Pyrenomonadales; Geminigeraceae. The transcript is spliced from 6 exons. The record is from RefSeq and is a predicted model, not a curated record. Bases 1 to 558 code for a protein of 185 amino acids.